This is a messenger RNA of Acyrthosiphon pisum (pea aphid), 2668 nucleotides long. RefSeq names its product kelch-like protein 2. Gene Ontology annotation, molecular function: protein binding. Bases 1152 to 2465 code for a protein of 437 amino acids. The transcript is spliced from 9 exons. The record is from RefSeq and is a predicted model, not a curated record. Lineage: Eukaryota; Metazoa; Arthropoda; Insecta; Hemiptera; Aphididae.
GCAACAACUACCUAUACUGUACGUAGGUACUUAUAUUUUCGGCCAAAAGAUUACCUAAUUAUUUUUAAUUGUACAAUUGUACAAGCUCUAUUAUUAAAGGUUGAUCUAUUUUAUUUGUAUUCUUAUAUUUGUUAUUGUUCAAUAUGUUAUAGCCUAUAGGUAGAUAUAGCUGCCCAGUCCGUGCACCGUAAAAUUCGUGAGUUGUUAUUUAAAAUUAUUUUUAUUGUUAAACCUAUUAUAGUUAUUGAUGUGAAAUAUCUAUUUGCAAAGGGGGUUGGGUAAUAACUAUAGAUAACCAUAAUAUAUAAUAUAUAAUAUUAUGGAUAAACCAUUCCUAUACUAAACACCCAUGGAGCAACGUUCCCGAAGUUUCAAUAUGUACCCGUCCCAGCAAUACCAUUGUUACCUGAACAAACAACCCUUAGCAUUAGAUCACCUAAGUUUUAGUAUCUAUAGUCUCAUCGACGGUGGGAGUUGGUACGUUCCCAUAACACCAAAUAUUUUAAUUACGUAUUGGGCCAAAAGGGUCGAUUUCCUUAAUAGCCAAUUUGUUUUAUUAAAUUCUUGUGGGGGGCCAGAAAAUCUGGUUAUUAUGCUAAUUAUUUAUUAGUUUAGUUCAAAGACUUAUUAACAUAUGGACUGAGCGUCACCAUACCCUACUAUAGGUUCCCAAGUGCCAACAUUGUUAGAAAGAGAAAGUAAAUACAUGUAUAAUAUAAUGACCUACUUACCUAAGGUGUAUGUUGUCUUUUUCUAAAAAUGUUGUUAUCUUUGUUGUUUAACUAUUCUAUCUCUCCCUUGCAAUACAUUUGUGUAAAUGCUACCUAAGUUGUAUUUUAUAUUUUCCUAAUAAUGUUGGCCUAUGGAUCUCUCUCUUUGUUAUCAGUCCAAUUUUUUAUAGGUAUAUGAUAUAUAUAUUCACUAAUGCACAAUUAAACGCAAAAUUAACCGUAUCUAUACAAUUAUUAUCAUACAAAGUACACAAGUAUACACCAAACAUUACGUGUCUCAUAAAUCAUAAGUUUUGUUCGGAAGUCCAGAAAAUUACUGGUUGAGCUGCUUACAACUAUACACACUUCUAAUCAAUCGGGAUAUUAUAAUAAAAGUCUUAAGUCUUCCAAUUACCUACCCGACCUAGUAUACAAUUGGCAAUGCAAAAUACAAAGGAAAUAUCAGAACCCAUUAGAUGUGAACCAGCAAAAUAUGAGUAUAAGAAAUCGUGUUAUGCGGAGAUAUAUCAAGUACUACAAUCCUUCCGCAAAGAAGAGAUUUAUUGUGAUUUUCAACUAGAAACAAAUGAUGGCAAAAUUAUAAAUGGUCAUAAAGUGGUUUUAGCAUCGGCUAGUCCAUAUUUUCAUGCUAUGUUUACAAAUUGUGACGAAAAAAAUCAAUAUCUUGUUAUUAUGAAACAGUUAGAUUCAACAGCCUUACAGCUGUUAGUAAACUUUAUUUAUACCGGGGAAAUCACGGUAACUGAAAACAAUUUACAGAUUUUGUUGCCAGCAUCGAAUCUUUUGCAGUUACAAGAAGUGAAAGAGGUGUGUUAUGAUUUUUUACAGGCACAAAUGUGUCCUAAAAACUGCAUUGGUUUAAAUGCAUUAGCUGAUUUACAUAGCUGUGAGCAAUUGUUAACAAGUUCAGAAUUAUAUAUUCAACAGCACUUUUCAGACGUGGUAGACGGAAACGAAUUCCUAUAUCUGUCAUCCGGACAAAUGGUUAAGUUGAUCGCCAGUGAUGAAGUGAAAGUUCCAUCUGAAGAAAAAGUAUUUGAAAGUGUAAUUCGAUGGGUAAAACAUGAUUUAGGUUCCAGAAAAUGUAUUUUGCCACAAUUAAUGGAACAUGUACGUUUACCAUUAACAUCCAAAGAGUACAUAUUGAAAAAAGUUGUUGAGGAACCUCUUCUUGACAAUUGUAAAAAUUACGUGAUUGAAGCAUUACAUUUUCAUUUGCUUAAGUCAGAUAAGCUUAUCACAAUUCCACAUAACAUCCGGGCUAAACCCAGAAAGCCCGGUGGUAUGGAUAAAGUUAUUUUUGUUGUUGGUGGUGAAGGGAAAAAUAUAAUUACCAGUACAGAAUGGUACGACCCAAAAAUGAACCGAUGGCAUUUUGGACCAAAAUUGAUUACGCCACGUAGUGGGGGUGGUCUAGCUGUAGUAAAAGAUAAUUUUGUGCUUUGUAUGGGUGGUAUAAUAAAUAGUCAGUCUGUUGAUGUGCUAGAUUUAUCAUCAGAAUCACCUCGCUGGGAACCAACCGUCGACAUGCUAGUAAAUAGAUUCGAAUUAGGAGUUGGUGUAAUAAAUAAUUAUGUGUAUGCCGUUGGCGGUGAUGACGGUAGUGGUUAUUCAAAUAGUGUAGAAAUGUUUGACUGCAAAACUCAAGAUUGGAGUAUAGUAACUAAUAUGUAUACUGGAAGAAUUGGUGCUGGGAUUGGCGUACUGAAUGAUCUUUUAUAUGUGGUAAUGUGAUUUUAAAUUCGUAAUACAUUCGUUAUAAUUGUAAUUGGAAUAAAGGUUCACGGAUACUAUCCUCAAAAUAAAAUAUUUCGAUAAAUUAAAAUUUUAAAUUAAUUUAUAAUUAUUAUGAACUGAUUCAAACGUUUGGUUAAAUAUCUGCUCAAUGCAAUGAUUUAAUUAUUAUAUGAGAAACUGUAUUGAUUGUAUUCAUGUAU